Filobasidium floriforme is the source of this 2931-nucleotide messenger RNA. RefSeq lists its product as uncharacterized. The record is from RefSeq and is a predicted model, not a curated record. Gene Ontology annotation, cellular component: RNA polymerase II transcription regulator complex. The coding region runs from base 279 to 2825 and encodes 848 amino acids. The transcript has 6 exons. Gene Ontology annotation, molecular function: DNA-binding transcription activator activity, RNA polymerase II-specific; transcription cis-regulatory region binding. Lineage: Eukaryota; Fungi; Basidiomycota; Tremellomycetes; Filobasidiales; Filobasidiaceae.
GCAGCUUGGGAGCGGAUCAGGAUAUCCUCCGUCCUUCCCCUCUCUCAACGAGAGUCUCGCCGACCGUUGACGCUAGAGUCAAGAAUUCACAUCAGCAAGAGUCGGAGUAGACGAAACGAGAAUAGCAGUCAUCAGGACAAGGUUCUCCUAGUCGUCAACCUAUUCACAAGGAACAUAUCUUCACCUUCACGUGUCCCUGAGAAUCAAAGCUGGGACCAGAUCGACAACCCAUACAGAAAACAACUUCAAAAUCAAACUCGACACUUUCACUGCCGACCAUGUCACACUCGGCCCUCUCCCCGACUUCUCUCGAGUUCAUGUCGAUACUCGAGAAACAACUCGCCGCUCAGGAGAACCAGGCCGACAAUAACAGCAACAACCAAUCGCCGUUCAGCUCGGGCUAUUACCCGUUCCUCAGCCCUGGUUCGAACUUUAACAACGGCAACGGGAAUGGCAACACCAACUUCAACAACAACAACAACAACAACUUCAAUCAGAACCAGAGCGCCAACGUCAACCCGCAGGAUAUCCCCUUGACCCCGGAGAUCCUGAACGCCUUCCUUCAGGGACUAAACUCGGCUGGGUUUUCCAAGCAGGAGAUCUUGGAUUUUUCGGCCAACCAGAUCGGGCAACUUCAAGACCCUCAAGUCCAACCGCAGCAGCAACAGAGGGGGUUCGUCAAUCCGGCAUUGACGGGAGGAAAGGGGAAUUUUGGGGCGUACAACGCUUUCGCCAACGGGUCGACCGGCUUCCUUCCUAGUCCGACCCAUAGCAACGGUAGCAGCAGCGGUAAUGGCUCCAACAACAAGGCCAACACUGACAUCAACAAUAGCAACUACAACAACAACAACUUGAUGGCGAUGAUGAUGAUGAUGAACCAGAGCAUCCCAGCCUCGACCAUACAGACCAACAACCCGCCCAAUGGAUCUUACCCACAACCGGGGGUUCACACGCCUGAAGCUUCGGCUAGCGGGAAAGAUUCGGCGCCGGGGUCGAAUACCUCUAGCCCGGAAGCUGGGUUGGGGAACAGUCCGGGCUCGGGUGGAUCACAGGGCGGGUCGUCGUCGAUGAGACAGCCUUCGAGUUCGUCAGCCGGCGGGGAGGGGAACCCGAUUUCGUCCAGGUCGAGGAGGGCCAGUGGAGAUAAGAAUGACCACAAGCGCAAGGCCGAGGAGGAGGAGUUGGGUGGGCAUCAGAAUCUGAGGAGACACAUGGGAGAAGAAGACUCAUCGGCAGAGGACCAUUCCGACAAUCCACCAGCUGGCAAUUCGAAACGCGGGGUGAAAAAGGAGACCGCGUCUUCUCGCCGAAAAUCCACGGCCAAUGGCCAGGCCAGAGAAGAGCCUACGGAUGCACAGGCCAAGGCGCUCAAGAGAAAGAAUCAGAACAGGGCGGCGCAAAAGGCUUUCCGAGAGAGAAGGGAACAGAGGGUCAAGGACCUCGAGGACCGUGUAGCCGAACUCGAAGCCAACAACGCGGGACAGACGUUUGAGAAUGACAACCUUAGGCAGCUGUUGUCCAAGUUGCAGAAGGAAAACAUGGCGCUCAAGGAGCACAAGUUUACCUUCAACAUGCCAGUUCCUGGUACUCAGACGAGUGAGCAUGCCGUUGGAGGGCCCAGUCGGUCGACGAGCGCGAGUGGGACGCCCGGGAUGCCGAUCGACAAGUUGCCUAGUCCGCCCAUCAGCUUGAUCGGCGCGAACGACAAGACGAGGGAUCCUACUCCGGGUUCGGUACGGAGCAAUACGGGGACGUCGACUUCCAAUUAUGAUUCUCCUCGGUCGGCGUUCAGCGGAUCAGACGCAAUCAGUCCAGCGUCGAGGCCGGGUACUUCGGGGGAUCAGAACGUAUUCUUUAACCCAGAGCCUUACAACGCGUUUGCCAAUAACGCUGGCAAUGGUGACGGCGGGAUCAACGCGUAUGCUCCGUUCGCCAGCGCUGCAGAGCAGGCGGGCGCCAUGGCCAACGUCGACCUGCAAGCCUUGUUGAACGCCUUCAAGGUGCAGUACGGUCAACCUCAGACGCCUGGUGUACCAGCCCAACCCUCCCCUGCCGCACCUCAAUUCAACGCGUAUCGUGAUGUCCCCGGCGUCGAUGGAACGGGCGAAUUGCUCGGUAACGAAUUCGAUCUGGCCGGCAACGUCUCGAUCGACGAUUUGUUUGGGGACGACGAGGCGAUGAAAGAGUUCUGGAAGAGCUUGAACCAGACCGAGUCGUAUGAUCCCGUCGGACUCGCCGAGGUGCCGCUUCCUAAUCAGAAGCAGUUUGGCGGCUCGCACGGCUCCGUCAGCCCGAUCGACGCUGCAACCGACGCUGGCCCGUGGUCGCAGACCUUGAUGGGUGCACGACCUGGACAACCCGGUCUCGGUGCGCUUCGGUCGGACAGCAACGGGUCCGCCAACGGACGAGGUGGCUCCGUCAGUGGAGCGAGCGCCGAUGCCGCAUUCUCGCCGAACAAGUAUUUGACCAUGUCACCCGAGUCGGCUACGGUUGAAAAGAACCCUCUGGAAACCGCCGAGCUGAGCACGUUUGGCUCGAAAACCCAACAUCCGUGUCCCUUCAACACGAUGGAUGUCGGGACCAUGUCGGAAGGCGCCACGGUGGCGCACAAGUUGGCGCUUGACGGAGCGAGGAUGAUGAGCACUCAAGAGGCUUGGGAUUCGGUCUCGAGCAAGAUUGACCUUUCCAACGGCUUUGACCUGGACGACCUGUGUGACAGCUUCAAGAAAAAGGCACAGUGCGACGGUACUGGACCCAUGAUCAGGGAGACUGAGGUCCAGAAGAUAAUCGAUGAUUAUAGCAAGCGAAAACAGCUCCUGCAAUAAAGUAUCGCCAAACAGAUUACGGACCUCAUGACUCUCUUGGCCUCUCCUCCAUUUGUCUCGCUCUGGCGUCGUCUUUACACCCAUUUUUUGUAUGUACUCGAUCGAG